AAGGGAAAACUGUAACUGUAACUGCAUUAUAAAUUUAAGCGGGUUUUAGAAUUGCAACGGAAUGUAAUUAAUUGCCGUAAUUGAAAUUUUAUGCUGAAAAUUAUUUCAGUGUUAUCAUAAAGGCUUUAUGAAAACUUGAAUAGUAUCCUUAGUGAAUUUUGUCCGUUAUGACUUCGUAUUCAGAUUCAACGUCUUUAGUGCGCAAAUUGGUGUGUCGAUUAACCGGAAAACAUGAAAAUUCUGUGAAAUCUGAAUAUAGAACAGCAUUGCAAAUAUUGAAUUGUUCUUUGAUAAGUUACACGACUGAUGAAUUUUCUGUGUGUGAAAACAUAAAACAGAAAUUUAUGCUGGAAGAGAGACCCGAAAAUGCGUUGAAAUUUCUCGAACUGUAUCGUAAACUUCAAGUCAGUUGCGUAUUAAAAAACAAAGCCAAUGUUCUUAAAUUUUUGUAUUGCUUGUAUGGCUUUGGCAAUGAUAGAAAAAACGCAGGACUAUAUGCUUGGAAUUUCGAAGAGAUUGUCUUAAAUCCUGAAAUAAUAUUGAAUGCUCGGAAUAUAAUUAAUAACCAGAUAAACAAACCAUACUCGAACGUCAAUCAAUUAAAUUUGAUUACUUCAGGUGGGAUUAAAAAUUCUUUCACGGAUCUUCAGUUGUCUAGAAGUAAAUUGAAUGAUAAAAAUUAUACACAUUCUACAUCAAGUAAAAUUUCUCAAAUAGCUGCUAUAAUUUCAACAAAUUGUGAAGAUCAAAACCUAGAGUUUCAUACAAAGAGAGGAAGUGCCGAAAAAGCACUCACAGUAACAGCAGAGGAAUCUAAUGUAGGUUCUGUGUGUUUAACUUCAUAUAAUCUAAAACCACUUUUGCGUGAUACUUUAUUGGGAGUUCUAGGACUGAGAGGAGAUGUUAUAGUUUGGGAACCUGGAAAGGGAAAUUUUAAAGUGGUAUUUAAUAGUGAUAUUCCAAAUCCAAUAAAAAGACUUAUAUUAAGGUUUCUUAACCUAGGUUGGAUGUACUGUCAUAUAAAUGAGUUCUGUAAAUCUCAAAGUAAUAAAAAAUCUGUAGGCCGUAUAGCACAAAGUUUUGUUGUAGCUUUGAAUGAAAAAAUGGUUGAUUAUCAUAAACUAAUUUCUGAGUUUGAAUCAUUUUUAAUCCAGGAAGUAAAUUUAAUUCAUUUGUAUAAUAACACAAAUUCAUUAACUUUUCAUAAACUAUCAGUUUGGUUUUUUGAGCCCUGUUUGCAGCUGAAGAUUCUAGCUUCUGUUAUUGAUGCUUGUAAAGGUAAAAAGGGUGGUGCUCUUGCUUCGAUUUUAUACUCCCAUUUGCAACAUGGAGAUUCUUAUGUCAGAGAUCUUAUUCAAAAGCUAUUACAAGUUGUUAGCCGACCAUUGUUCAAUAUGUUGAGUAAAUGGAUUUUUUGUGGAGAGUUAGAAGAUCCAUUUGAAGAAUUUUUUGUAGCAUGUAAUAUUACAAUACCUGAUGUUCAUCUCUGGCAAGAAAAAUAUAGCUUGAAUAAGGAUAUGAUACCUUCCUUUAUAACUACAGUGCAAGCAAGAAAAAUACUUUGUACUGGGAAAGCCAUUAACUUUUUACAGCAUGUUUGUCAUGAUAAAUCGUUUGCUCGAGAUGAUGAAAGACGCAUGAGGGCAUUUAAUUUGAUGCAUAUUGAAUCACUAUUUGCACAAGAAAGAGAUGGGAAUUUUGAAAAAAUUCUGGAAAGGAAUUAUGUGAAAACUAACAAAAUAGUUUUACAAGUUUUGAAUGAUAAAUACCACUUAAUGGAUCAUUUACUAGCAAUGAGAAAUUAUUUUUUGCUAGGACAAGGAGAUUUCAUCAGACAUUUGAUGGAUCUUUUAAAUGCAGAUUUAGGGAAACCGGUAAAAUAUGUAGAUAAUCUCAAUCUGUAUGGCUUAUUAGAGAGUGCUGUAAGGGCAACUAAUGCCCAGUUUCAUAAUCCUGAAGUUUUACAAAGAUUAGAUGUAAGACUUUUGGAUGUUUCUGUAAUAGGGGAUACUGGAUGGGAUGUUUUCACUUUGGAUUAUCAUACCGAAGGCCCUAUUGGAACUAUUUUUACAUCUCAUUCUAUGAAUUGUUAUCGCAGACUCUUUACAGCAUUGUGGAGGGCCAAACGCAUGGAAUUCAUAUUGAAUAAAAUUUCUCAAUCUCGAUCAAAAUAUUUAAACUGGCAAAUAAAAAUUCCUGAGAUUUCUCCAGUACUUUAUCAGUGCCAUGUAAAUCUGACUCGUAUGGUACAUUUUGUUCAGCAAAUGGAAUAUUAUAUGGCAUUUGAAGUUAUGGAGUGUUGUUGGGCUGAUUUGUUGAUGAAAAUGUCAUCAGCCCAAGACUUGGACCAAGUCAUAGCUGCUCAUGAAAAUUUUCUUGAUACCUUGCUAACACGAGCCUUCUUAGAUGAAGACUCAUUGCCUCUUCGGACCCAGUUAAAGGCUAUCUAUGACUUAAUUGUAGAGUUUGAUAAGGUUCAAGCCACAUUUUGGAAAAAUGUGAAGAAUAUUGUAAAUAAAUUAAAAGAAUUGGAACAAUUAGUAGAAACAAAUACAAAUAAAGAUACAUGGGGUAUAACUGAACGACAUAAAAAAGAAUAUAAUGGCCUUUUGGCUAUUUUGCAAACUAAACAUAUUCCAACUACUAAAGCUGAACUUCAGAUUUUGUUUCGGUCAUUUGAAGAAAUGGUUCAAAAAUUUUUGAUUAUGCUUAAUGAUCAUAAUGAUUCCAAUCUCCGCUUUUUGAGCUUUCGCAUGGAUUUUAAUGAAUAUUUCAAAAACAAAAAUUCUCGUCUUCAUACAUCUUUAACAUUUCAGCAUCGUCGGAAAUCUUUCAAAUUUGGUACAUUCUAACCAAUUUUUCAAUCAAAUUUAUAUUUCUUUGAAUUUUACUGAAAGUUAUUUCUCCUUCUGCUUUUCUUCUGAAAGCUAAGUGAAAAUGUAGUGUUUAAAGAUAUUAUGUUAAACUGCCUUUUUAAAUGAGAUUAUAUUAUUACUAUUAUUAUUGUAUAAUAUUUAAUAUUUUUUAAUUUUGAAAUAAAAUGCUCUUAUAUUUUUACUUCUUAUAGGACAUUUCAAAUGUUUUGAUUUUAUAAAAAGUUAAAAAUUACUAUUGAGGAAAAUAUCAGUACUUCCUAGUUAAAGUGACACUUGUUGCUGAAAUUGGCAAACUUAAUUGCUGAAUUUGUACUAUAAUUUAUAAAAUAAUAAAUUACGAUAUAAUUUGAAAUGUUUGCAACUUAUUAGCUUAAAAUAACUGUCAAGGUUCGUCAGCAAAAUUGACAGGCAGUAGAUGCUUUAACAAGAAAAUACCAAAUUAUGAUAUGUAAAUGAAAACUCGAAGUUCAAUUCAGAAUUACUUUUUAGGCAUAUUGAUAUGAAAAAUUAGGUUUAUAUUGAUUCAGUUGUGUUAUUAUUAUGUAUAAUCAUUAUCAUUUUUUUCAUUGAG
Messenger RNA from Stegodyphus dumicola, 3447 nucleotides. Its product is annotated as gamma-tubulin complex component 3 homolog. Gene Ontology annotation, cellular component: gamma-tubulin complex; spindle pole; microtubule organizing center. The record is from RefSeq and is a predicted model, not a curated record. Gene Ontology annotation, molecular function: gamma-tubulin binding; microtubule minus-end binding. Gene Ontology annotation, biological process: meiotic cell cycle; cytoplasmic microtubule organization; mitotic cell cycle. Lineage: Eukaryota; Metazoa; Arthropoda; Arachnida; Araneae; Eresidae.